CCAUCCACAUGACACGUUUCUCCUGUAAUACUCGCCGAAGAUCCUUCUCUCUUUUCUAAAAAUCAUUAGAAAUUGAGAGAAGAAAGAGAGAAAUUAGAAGUGAGCCUCAUCGCAGAAGAGAAGAAGUAAGAACUAAGAAAGGAACACAAGCCUCUAGAUCUCCUUCCAUUCUCUUCUCUCUAUCCUUCUCCAAAAUGGCUACCUUUGUUGAUAACCUCGCUCAGUACCUUGAACCUGGUCUGACCGGCAUCGUCCAUGGCUAUCGAACCUCUUCCAACUCUCUCUCUUACUCGCUACUCCCUCGUUUUCCCCUUCGAGUGGACGACUCUUCCAGUGAAGACGAAGCUGAGUCUGACAGGACGUACCGUAUCCGAGACAUUAACGAUGAGGUCGAACCGUCCAUCUUGGAUUCCCGUGAUGAGGGCACAGCGGAUAGCUGGGUGGAGCGUAACCCGUCACUGAUUCGACUCACCGGUAAGCACCCAUUCAAUUGCGAACCACCCUUGAGUCGGUUGAUGCACCACGGGUUCAUCACUCCCGCAACUCUCCACUACGUUCGCAACCAUGGUCAUGUACCCAAAGGAACCUGGGAGGACUGGACCGUCGAAGUGACCGGACUCGUAAAACGUCCAACCCGGUUCACCAUGGACCAGCUCGUGAACGAACUCCUGAGUUGUGAAUUCCCGGUGACACUCGUUUGCGCCGGGAACCGACGUAAAGAACAGAAUAUGGUGAAACAAACCAUUGGUUUCAGCUGGGGUGCUGCUGGGGUUUCUACUUCGGUGUGGCGAGGUGUACGGUUGAGAGAUGUGCUCAGGCGCUGCGGUAUCUAUAGCCGUCGGAUGGGAGCACUGAACGUGUGUUUUGAAGGAGCGGAGGAUUUGCCUGGCGGUGGUGGUUCUAAGUAUGGGACCAGCAUGAAGAAGGAGAUCGCGAUGGAUCCAUCACGUGAUAUCAUACUAGCGUAUAUGCAGAACGGAGAGCUAUUAAAGCCCGACCAUGGGUUCCCGGUGCGGAUGAUAAUACCGGGAUUUAUUGGAGGGCGGAUGGUCAAAUGGUUAAAGCGAAUAAUUGUUACCACCAAGGAAUCGGAUAACUACUAUCACUAUAACGACAACAGGGUCCUCCCAUCCCACGUGGAUGCCGAGCUAGCGAACACUGAAGCUUGGUGGUAUAAGCCUGAGUAUAUCAUCAACGAGUUGAAUAUUAACUCAGUGAUAACAACACCAUGUCAUGAGGAGAUCUUGCCAAGAAACUUUUGGACUACGCGGAGGCGGUAUAAGUUGAAGGGCUACGCAUAUACAGGUGGAGGGAGAAAGAUAACACGUGUUGAGGUGACAUUGGACGGUGGGGAGAGUUGGAUUGUUUGCCAGUUGGACAUCCAGGAGAAACCCAACAAAUAUGGCAAGUACUGGUGCUGGUGCUUCUGGUCACUUGAGGUGGAGGUACCGAAAUUACUUGGUUCCAAAGAAAUUGCUGUAAGGGCUUGGGAUGAGGCUCUUAACACUCAACCUGAGAAACUCAUCUGGAAUGUUAUGGGAAUGAUGAACAAUUGCUGGUUCAAAGUGAAGAUGAACGAACGCAAUACUCAAAAGGGUGAGAUUGGUAUCAUGUUUGAGCACCCGACCCAGCCAGCAAACCAACCGGGUGGGUGGAUGGCUCAAGAAAAGCACCUCAAAACGUCUGAGAGUAACUUGGAACCGUUGAAGAACGGCCCCUCAGUGACCUCCAAUGUGAUACCCAUGGCCGAAGUGAAGAAGCAUAACUCGGUUGACUCAGCUUGGAUUGUCGUCCAUGGUCACAUUUAUGACUGCACCCGGUUCCUCAAGGACCACCCUGGUGGCUCCGAUAGCAUCCUCAUCAACGCUGGUACUGAUUGCACCGAAGAGUUUGAUGCAAUUCACUCUGGCAAAGCCAGGAAAAUGCUUGAAGAUUAUCAAAUCGGAAAACUCAUUACCACCGUUCCUGACUCAGUUCCUGACUCGUCUAAUGUAAUAAACAACGUUGCUCUAAUACCAGGAGAAAAAAUCAAAUGCAAGCUCAUCUCUAAGACCUCAGUCUCUCAUAAUGUUCGUGUCUUUCGUUUCGCAUUACCAUCAGAAGAUCAAGUCCUUGGAUUGCCAAUAGGUAAGCACAUUUACGUUUCAGCUACAAUAGAUGGAAAGCUCUGUAUGCGUGCAUAUACUCCAACAAGCGCCAUUGAUGAGGUGGGCUACUUUGAUCUCAUCAUCAAGGUCUAUUUCAAGGGUGUAAACCCUAAAUUCCCCAAUGGAGGGCUUUUGUCGCAGUACUUGAACUCACUUCCAUUAGGUGCAACCCUUGACUUCAAGGGUCCAUUGGGUCAUAUAGAGUAUACCGGCCGAGGUAACUUCACUGUCCAUGGCAAACACAAGUUUGCAAAGAAGCUUGCCAUGAUUGCCGGUGGGACUGGAAUUACACCUAUCUAUCAAGUUAUCCAAUCAAUCUUGAAGGACCCUGAAGAUGAAACAGAGAUGUAUCUGGUCUAUGCAAAUCAAACAGAAGAUGAUAUCUUGUUAAGGGAUGGAUUGGAUUCCUGGGUGGUGAAGCAUGAGAGAUUUAAGGUGUGGUAUGUGAUAGGAGAAUCAAUAAGGGAAGGAUGGAAGUACAGUAUUGGGUCUGUUACAGAGAGUGUUCUAAGGGAACAUUUGCCGGAAGGAUCGAGCGAUACGUUGGCGUUGGCGUGUGGACCGCCGGGGAUGAUUCAAUUUGUAGUAAUGCCGGAGUUGGAGAAUAUGAACCAUGACGUUAAGAACUCAUUGCUUGUGUUUUGAAGUGCGAAGGGUGGCUAUGGUUUUAGUAUUGUUGCAUAGUUUGUACUCUCUUCUUUUAAAAUAAUUUCUUUUUUCUACUUUGUUUAAAAAAAAAAAAAGAAGGCAAAGAGGUCUCAAAUUUAGGGUUUACUUGUUAUUUUAGGGUGAGAGGAUGAUAAAAAUAUGGAGGAGCUUGUAAUGGUUGGUGGGGAAGUAUGUGAUUAUAUGUCAAAAGGAUUAUUUAUUUUAUUUACUAUUUCACCUAAGGAGAAUCAUGUAUUAUCCAUUACUAAAUUUAACAUAAAGAAUAUUUUUAUCCAA
Molecule: messenger RNA, 3092 nt
Organism: Macadamia integrifolia
Lineage: Eukaryota; Viridiplantae; Streptophyta; Magnoliopsida; Proteales; Proteaceae
Product: nitrate reductase [NADH]-like
Exons: 4
Coding region: 195-2792 (865 amino acids)
Biological process (GO): nitric oxide biosynthetic process; nitrate assimilation
Molecular function (GO): heme binding; nitrate reductase (NADPH) activity; molybdenum ion binding
Source: RefSeq, a predicted model, not a curated record